Messenger RNA from Macrosiphum euphorbiae (potato aphid), 537 nucleotides. The record is from the annotation of a GenBank genome assembly. Lineage: Eukaryota; Metazoa; Arthropoda; Insecta; Hemiptera; Aphididae.
AUGAACAAAUUACUAUCGAUUGUCGUUUUGUUGGCCGUGGCUGUUUGCUCGUGUCAUUCCAUCUCGGAUCGUAGAAGCAUCAGAUCAGCAACGCCCGAGGUUUCUGGCGACAUCGACCCGAUCACUGCUGACGCCUUCGCACCACGUGAUUCAGCAGCUGCAGAGACUGUCGAUGUGUUUACCACAGCCAGGGGCAAGAAGGGCGGCAACAAACACAAGAUGGAGAUGAUGCACAUGGGCCUGAGCUACGUGAAAAUGAUGCUUAGCACGCUGAUGGCGGCCAUCGGGCACUUGUUCGCGUUCAAGGGCGUCGGGCUGAGCCUGAUCAGCGUGCUCAUCCAGAUCGCACAGUUCAUCAUGGUGCUGAAGAAGAACCGGGAGAGCCAGCCGCCGUCGUACAAGAUCAUCGAGACCCCGUGGCACACGUCGCCCACCGAGUCGUACGGCGUUUACGGUUCGUACGCCAGCCACGCCAAGUCAUCGGCCGCGGUCAACUACUCGCCGUACGCCGCGCCGCAGGUCAGGAGACGCCGGUGA